CCCCACUCCCGACUGCACUGUCCAAAAACACCCCCAAAACAAAAGAAAGGGAUGUCGUCUCUUUCCCGCCUUCUCCGCCGCGCAUUCUCCACCGUUGCUACUGCUGCCACAACCAUCACCUCCGACGCAGCCCCUGACACCGCCAAAUCACUCUCUUAUCUAAUCUACAAAGAACGUAACCACAAGAAACUCGUCAAGAAAUUCAAAAAUGCCUCCGUAAACGAGCACUUUCGCACCAAAGUUGCCAUUUACAAAGAAACCAUUCGCCGUCUCUCAGUUUCGAGGAAAUUUGACUACGUAGAAGAAAUUCUAGAGGACCAAAAGCAAUACAAGGACAUGUCAAAAGAGGGUUUCAAUGCUCGUUUGAUUUCUCUUUAUGGUUCGGUGGGCAUGUUCGAUCACGCACGCAAGGUGUUUGAUGAAAUGCGUGAAAGACAAUGCGCUCGGACGGUCAUGUCUUUUAAUGCGCUGUUGGGAGCUUGUCUUAGUUCGAAGAAUUUCGAUGAAGUAGAAGGCUUGUUUAGAGGGUUAUCGAAGGAGAUAAAGAUUGAACCAGAUUUGAUUUCGUAUAAUACGGUCAUCAAGGCAUUCUGCGAGAUGGGUUCAUUGGAUUCGGCAGUUUCGUUGCUGGAUGAAAUGAAAAGGAAGGGUCUUGAGCCUGAUUUGAUUACUUUUAAUACACUUUUACAUGGGUUUUAUGCGAAUGGAAGGUUUGUUGAUGGGGAGAGGAUUUGGGACCAAAUGAAGGAGAGGAAUGUUGAACCAAACAUAAGGAGUUAUAGCGCCAAGUUGUUUAGAAUGGCAUCAGAGAAGAGAAUGAAAGAUGUGGCUAGGGUUGUUGAAGAAAUGAAUAGCAAGGGGAUUAAACAUGAUCCCUUUAGUUACCAUGCUUUGAUUAGAGGGUUUGUUAAUGAAGAUGAUUUUGACGAAGCUAAGCGUUGGUAUGGCGAGAUGUUGAAAAAUGGGUGUAAACCGCAUCGUUUGGUUUUCGAGACACUAAUUCCUUUUUCUGUUGAGAAGGGUGAUUUAGCUUUCGCUUUUAAGCUUUGCAUGGAUCUUAUCCAUAGCAAGUUGGUUGUUCAGGAGGCGUUGAUACAAAGUGUCGUGGAUGCAUUGGCUAAGGAAUCAAGGAUAGCAGAAGCAAAGGAGCUUGUUGGUCACGGGGAAUCAGGUCGUGCCCAUUCUUAUAAGUUGAAAUUGCCAACGCCAACUUGCAAUGCAUAGACCUCUCUGGUUUCUGUUUUUCGUCGGGUAUAGCUGCAGAUGUCGAGGAAAGGAGGGUUUUUUGGAGCUAGGAGUUAGAAAACUCACAAACUCGUAGCUUGGUGAUGCUUUUUGAUCAGUGGUCUUCGUGAUCCACAAAACAGAGCAGUAUAUGACCAAUAUGGUGAAGAGGGUUUAAAGGAUCAAGUACCACCACCUGGUGCUGGUAGUGCUGGAGCUUCAUUCUUUUCUGCUGCAGAUGGGCCCACAUCAUUUAGGUUCAAUCCUUGAAAUGAUGAUGACAUUUUUGCUGAAUUUCUCAAGUUCUCAAGUCCAUUUUGUGGGAUGAGAGGUGGCAGUAGAGGGAUGAGAGGGACAAGGUUCCCAGGUGGGAUGUUUGGUGAUGAAAUCUUUAUUUCUUAUGGUGAAAGUGGAAGGUCAGUGCAUCAAAGUGCUCCUAGAAAAGCUGCUCCAAUUGAGAAUAAGCUGCAUUGUAGUCUUGAAGAGCUUUACAAGGGAGACUUUUCAUGCUAGUGGGUCAAGCUCGUGCCGGUGGAGGAGAUUCUAAUCGUUGACAUGAACCCAGGUUGAAGAAAGGCACAAAGAUCACCUUCCCUGAGAAAGGGAAUGAAUAGCAGCAACAUGUUAUACCAGCAGAUCUAGUCUUCGUUAUUGAUGAAAAACCCCAUCCCCAUGUUCUUCCAUGAUGUUAAUGACUUUAUCUGAUGCUAACUUCAGAGUAGAAGGAUUGAAUCAAAUCUCUCAUGGGACCUUGAGAUCAAUGUCAGAAUGUGGUGCACCUACCUUGAGAUCACUUGUUAUUUA
Populus trichocarpa (black cottonwood) is the source of this 2028-nucleotide messenger RNA. Its product is annotated as pentatricopeptide repeat-containing protein At3g13160, mitochondrial. The record is from RefSeq and is a predicted model, not a curated record. Bases 52 to 1224 code for a protein of 390 amino acids. NCBI's taxonomy places the organism in Eukaryota, Viridiplantae, Streptophyta, Magnoliopsida, Malpighiales, Salicaceae. Gene Ontology annotation, molecular function: protein binding. Gene Ontology annotation, cellular component: chloroplast. The transcript has 3 exons.